Podospora pseudocomata is the source of this 3970-nucleotide messenger RNA. RefSeq lists its product as uncharacterized. The record is from RefSeq and is a predicted model, not a curated record. Lineage: Eukaryota; Fungi; Ascomycota; Sordariomycetes; Sordariales; Podosporaceae. The transcript has 2 exons. Bases 1013 to 2809 code for a protein of 598 amino acids.
GCUUCAUCCGUGUCUCAUGCGACAGACAGGUGUCUGUACGAAGUAGUGGUCCCUGGAAAAAAGAAAGAAAGUCGUCCAGGGAUGUCCAAACUGCCCUUUUUCAUGUUUUGGGAGCCUUCGUCAUCCAGCACCUCAUAUCCAAGGGAGUGCCAGUUAGUUUUAUUCCCCGGGCUUGCUAGUACCACCUGGCGGAGUGAACCGCCCAAGACAAGACGUCCGUCCGUUGACUGACUGCGCCUUCGGUGGGCUGGAACACACUGCAAUCUGUGACCCAACAACUCGCAAAUCCCAGCUUGGGUCUUAUCGAGACUUGCACAUCACCACAACAACACAGCGAGCAACAACAGCAACACUCCAAUCCAGCACCAACGUUCUUCCGUCUGCGCUCUCCGUCUGAGGCUUACGCACAUCAUUAACUUUGCGAUCUGGCAAGGGCCAAGUCGGCCAAUCCAGCGCCCAAGUGUACAGGAACUUAACCCCGCGCCCGUCCGUCCACGCGACCAGUAUAAGCCAGACCCGACUCCAGUCGGUGCCCUACCUACCCACUGCAGCAGGCAGUGCGCGCUGCAGAUAAAACAACAAGAACAAAGUUUCGUAAAAUCAAGCUCGGCCAUCGAUCCGGGCCCGCUGGUCCAAGUCGCAGUGAACGAGUUGUCCGUCUGCGCUAUAGCAGCUCUCGAGUCUGCGCCAUCCGCCAUCCACCACUCACAACAGACCUACCGUCCAGGUCUGUCCUGUCCUGUCCGUUUCCGUUCGAUUUGACCCCGAACGACAGACACCACAUCCACCCACCACCGCCCGGUUUUCUCGACGAGUAGAUAGUUUCCCGUGGUCGGCCUUGCAUCCCUCUUCGACUUCGUGUGGUUCCAAGUCGAUUCGUCGCCAGCCUAGUCGGAGACCAGAGCCUCGUGUACUGCUGUGCCAUGGUUGUCGCAUCAUCAUCCAACGACAACUGAGAAGUGUUACCGAUAGCCCACGACUGAUCCCGCGGGCGAAUACGACAUCGAGGAGAAUGGAAUUUCCCACGAGUCCCAUGCUCAUCGACGACGGUCGCGAUGUCGACUCUCUCAGCAUCGACACGCGCCUGCCCAGGGCUGAAAGGGCACAAUCAAUCAUUCACCAAGCCGAGGACGAGGAGGAAGACGAGAACAAGGCAACGGUUGAGCUGGCUUCCAUCAUGACAACCACCUCGAAUCCGGUAUCACCCGGCCCAUCAAGCCCGCCGCUGGAUCAGGUACGAAUGCAAGACUUCAUCCCUCCAACACGCCCAAGUAGCACGCCGUUCCCACAACCCGAGCCACGAAGUACAGAUUUGCGCUGCCUGAGGUGCCCUUCAGAAGCCUCGAUGGAUCCCGACGAACCCAGCGUUUCUGACAUCCCAUCGGUGCAAACCGACAACGAGAACGCCGGGCUCAACCUCUCAGAUCUUCCUGCCGAGAUCCACGAAUGCAUCUUGGAUCAUCUAUUUGGUUACCGGGUAUCUACAUCAUCCAAGAGCUCAAUCACGCGGUGGGGGACUGCUUUGCGGCAUCCAAGAAGGAAGGAGCUUUCUGAGCUAUCACGAGUGAGCCGGACUUGGAAGGUGUUGAUCCAAGACAGGCUCUAUCGGCAUAUCAAGCUCAAGGCGACCAUCGAUUCUUUGAGAGGAUCGUUCGAGUACUUUGCUGCUCAUCCACAUUUACGAUCAUAUAUCAAGCAUGUGGAGAUCUGGUUUCCGGUAUUCCGGCCAAAAUAUGGACCUUUGGCUCUGGGGACGGCAAACACCCUUCCCACAGUUACGCCGGAUGGCUUGACGACGGCGUCUUAUGUCUUACCCAUGGACAACUGCUCUCUGGAAGAAGCCUUUUAUUUCGUCGCCAACACCUUCCCAGAUGUGUGCAUCAUGACGCUCGAAGGUGGUGAACGGCGCAAAGCACCGAAAGUGAGGCAUUGGAUCGGGGAGGAUCAGUCUUGCCCACGCACGAUGCCCAGGGUGAACUCGGUCCACACCCUUAUUUGCAAGGGACAAUGGAACUUGAUCCGGGGGCAGGACGACUUUGAGACCAUCACGUCCGCCCUGCCUAAUCUGAAGGAGUGGCAGGGCUCCUACAGCAAACCGAAAUCCAAGAGCUACCUCACCAUGGCCGACAUCUUCUCCAUGCCCAUGAAAUUAGAAAAGCUGGUUCUCUGUCUGGAGGGUGACUAUCGGCGAGAAAUGUCUUUCCCAUCGUACUUUCUCAAGGUGUCGAGCAAGGUGCACUUUUGCUCCAAGCUGGCCGACGCGGCCGCUUCUCCCUACCUGGAGCAAAUAUCGUACACGGGGAGAGUUUGCCAGCAGUUCUUCAACGAUCUUGUCCUCAAGUGUCACGACACGAGGCUAUCACGCCUAAAGCGGAUCGAUCUAACUGUCAAGAACUGCUGUCGGAAGGUGGCCCACUGGAACGAAUCGGGGUCGGGAAUCACAGACAUGAACUUCAUCAAGGCCUUUGAGCAGCUGGUGCUUGCUGGUAUUCGAGCACUGGGGAAGUUACAGUCGAUUGAGUACCUCCGGAUUCGCUACGUGGACCUAGAUUCCCCUGUCCCACCUUUGAAUCCUUACUUUUUGCUCGACAAAGGGUGGUGUUCGGGCGUGUGGAGCGAUGAGAUCGUCGCCGAGCUCAAUAUCUCAAGGCCGUCGGUUCAGUUUGAGGAACUGUCCGAGUCGUUUGGAGAGGUGGGGUACAACAAGGACGGCCGGAUGACCAUCAGUCCGGAUUUCCCUCGCUCCAAGAGUCUGUCUUUGAAGCUGGGAAACUACGCGAUGCUGAGUGUUGGGAUCGCGAUGCCGUAGGAGUAACUCGGGGGAGGAUGCGGGUCCCAAGGGAUGGUCGAGGUGCUGAUUGGUGGUCAAGAGGCCUCGUGAGGUCUUGAAACAUGAACGUGGACGUGUUUGUCGAGAUCGGACCGGUCUCUUGCAUUUCUCGAGGCCUAUUUAUUGUCCUUGCACACCUAUAGACCAUUGCUCGACAUCUAAGCGAGUAUCUCGCAGGGCCUCUUUGAUGUUUGCUAAGGCCUGAGCACUAUUUUUGCAGGUCUGUCUCUGUUGUACGUAGGAGUAGCCUAGCACUCACCUUCUAUGGUUACCGGUGUGGCGGCAGCGUUUUUGUUUUUUUCUCUUAUCAUUUUGUGGGUCCUGGUGUACAACAUUGGGAAAUGCUCAAGCAUAGAAGGGAGGUUUUACCGCUGAAAAUUGUGAGGGGGGGCGUUAUAAUGGUGUUUUCAUUUUUGUUUCUUUUGUUUUGCUUUGUCCUCUUUUACGUCGAUGUUCCGAGGAGGGACAGGGUCAUUAUCAUUCUUCCCUAUCAUCGUUACAUGAAGGAUUUUGCCCGUUGCUCAUCAAAACACUAAGGGAGGAUGGAAUGGGUUUUCUGGCUUUGUUUUGUUUGUAUUCCCAGGCUUGGACUCCUGCCUGUGGGGAGUGGGGGUCAAGGGGUGCUGGCUGGUUGGCUGGCUUGGUUUUUUUUAUUGAGAAGGAACUCUGGGGCUGAAGGAUUGCCUAUGGUAUGGAUGGUGAGCUUGGACACAGAAACCGUUGUCUAAUUAUGUAGUGGUGGUGGCGGCGGUGGUUGGUGUCGUAGGUCAUUCGCGUUCGCUGGGCAGAGGGGGGUGAGGGAAGGGAUGAAAGGGGGAACUUAGAACUUGCGUUAGUACCGACUUGUGGGCUGUUUGGGAAAAUGUUUGCCAGUGAAGCGGGGAUGAGCGAAAUAGAGAGCUGAUAUGUCUGAUACCAUGAAGUUUAUGUUGGUGUUCUUUUUAGGGUAGAAUACCGUGGGUGUCGUGUGUCGGAAAUGGAGAAAUGGAGGCUGUGAUAUUAAGGGGUAAGAAAGUAGUAGGCAUGCCUCUUGUCUGUAUUGCACACACCUCUAAGCCCGUUCGAGACGCUUCUGGACUAUGUUAGAUGCAUCGUGAAGAUCAAUGAAGACGGACAUGUCAACCAUUCCUUGCGACCUAG